Messenger RNA from Lathyrus oleraceus (garden pea), 701 nucleotides. RefSeq names its product phospholipase D zeta 2. Lineage: Eukaryota; Viridiplantae; Streptophyta; Magnoliopsida; Fabales; Fabaceae. The transcript has 7 exons. The coding region runs from base 1 to 660 and encodes 219 amino acids. The record is from RefSeq and is a predicted model, not a curated record.
AUGAAGUUUGGAUAUGUUAUGACUUUCAUGUGCUGUGGAGCUUUUGGAGGUGUCCUGUUAAUAGAGAAAAGUUCAAGUGUUAAGGCAAUAAGUUUGAUUUGUAUUUCACAGUUCAAGUGGCGAUUAAGGAAGAAAGCAUCACAAGUUCUCUAUUUACAGUUUGCAUUGCGGAAACGUGCAAUAAUUGAAGAAUUUCAUGACAAGCAAGAGCAGGUAAAAGAAUGGCUUCAUAGCUUAGGAAUAGUAGAUCAAACGAUAAUGGUGCAAGAUGAUGAAGAACCUGAUGAUGGUGCUGUACCAAUACAUCAUGAAGACAGUGUUAAAAACAGAUAUGUCCCAUCAGUUACUGCCCUAUCAAUAAUUCGUCCGUCACUAGGGGGCCAGCAGUCGGUUGCAGACAGAGCCAAAGUUACAAUGCAGAAGUAUUUGGAUCUCUUUUUAGGAAACCUAGAGAUUGUCAAUUCUCGAGAGGUCUGCAAGUUUUUGGAGGUCUCCAAGCUAUCUUUUUUACAAGAGUAUGGUCCAAAGCUGAGAGAGGGAUAUGUAACGGUGAAGCAUUUGUUAAAUCUUUCUCAGGAUGCAAAUAUAACUUGCUUUCCAUGUCACUGGUUUCACUUUUGUGAUAACAAUUGGAAGAAGUCACAUCUUCCAUCUAACUAAGUUUCGAGGUCGAAUGCUCCAAUGCCAGGCAUGCAAUGGUA